AUGGCAAAAAAAUGGCCAUUCACUGAAAAAUCAGAAUUUAUUGCUCCUAUACAUCCCGAAAUUUACAGACUGGCAGCCGUAUUGUGGGCAAGCGGCAGCCUUGGCGGUAGAAACCGGACCGGCAGCUCGAUGGGCCUGCUCAACGUGACGGCGGCCGCCACGAUCGGUCGGGCGGUACGAGGCGCGGGCUUGAACGACGUGGUGUUGCGCAACAUAACCAUGGUACUGGAGAACCUGCUGAUGAACUACGAGAACAGCCAACUGCCCACUCACGGACAGGGAGUGCCAACAGUAGUCAAGACAAACAUUUACAUACGCAGCAUGGGACCCAUCUCGGAGCUCGACAUGGACUACUCGAUGGACUGCUACUUCCGUCAGUCGUGGCGCGACUCGCGUCUCAGCUUCCUGGGUCCGAUAAAGUCGCUCAGCCUGAGCAUCAAGAUGCUCGAGAGGAUCUGGCGGCCCGACACUUACUUUUACAACGGCAAGCAUAGCUACGUCCACACCAUUACCGUGCCCAACAAAUUGCUGCGCAUCACUCAGGAAGGCGACAUCCUCUACUCUAUGAGACUGACCAUCAAGGCGAAGUGCACGAUGGACCUGAGGAAUUUCCCGAUGGACCGGCAAUCUUGUCCCCUGAUUCUCGGAAGCUACGCGUACACAUCCGGCCAGCUGGUGUACGAGUGGCAGGACAACUCGAGCGUUAACUUUGUUCCAGGCAUGGCCCUGUCCCAGUUCGAUCUCAUGGGCUACCCGUAUCGCAAUCUCACUUUCGUCAGACGCGACGGUGAGUUCUCGGUGCUCCAGGUCUCCUUUAAUCUGCAACGACACACCGGGUAUUUCCUGAUUCAAGUAUACGUCCCCUGCGUCCUUAUCGUGGUGCUGAGCUGGGUGUCCUUUUGGAUUCACCGGGAGGCGACGAGCGACCGCGUCGGCCUGGGCAUCACUACCGUACUGACUCUGUCCACGAUUAGUUUGGACUCGAGGAAGGACCUGCCGAAAGUCAAGUACGCCACGGCCCUCGACUGGUUCCUUCUCAUGAGCUUCGGCUACUGCAUCGCCACCCUUUUGGAGUUUGCUGGUGUGCACUAUUUCACGAAGGUGGGUAGCGGCGAGUUCCCGAUCGAGGAGGAGUUCAUGGAAAACGAGGAGGAGGAGGAGGAGGAGGACGACACCGAGUGGGAGGACAUCGGCUCGAGUGGCGGUGGCGUCGACUCGGACAAGGACGAGUACUUCGGCCGGCCCGUGGCUUCUGUCUGCUCGCACCACCACCACCACCACCAUCGCCAUCACCAGCAACAGCAGCUACUACAAUCGCCGGACAACAGCGGCGUCACGACGACGACAGCAACCUCCAGGCGACGCGGCUCUUCCCUUUUCUGCGCUCUCUACAACGAUCAAGUGCACAGCCUGCCGGACAACAGGUGCUCGAUGGCCAUUGCGUUGGGCAGCAAGCCCUCGACGAUGGAGAGACAGACGCAGACCGAGCUCUGGUUGCCCAAGUGGCGGCAGUUCUUUUACUGCCUCGUGGGUGACAUGGCUUUCAGAAAACGUCGGCAGCGCGAGGCCGCGGACGGCUGUCGCAAGCACGGCGAGAGGAUCGAGAGGUACAUAAACAGCGUCUCGCACAUCGACAGGGCGGCCCGGGUCGUGUUUCCGGCCUCGUUCACCCUUCUCAUAGUCCUCUACUGGAUGGUCUACGUCACCUACCAGGAGGAAUUCAAGUGGCAGGACCCCCCGAUGGGCUCGGCGUCCCAUUGAUGAUUGGUGCAGAUGCACGCCAGAGUGUCGAUUUGUACUAUUGUUCAGUGAUGAUGAAAAAAAAAAUAACUCUGUUAA
Messenger RNA from Copidosoma floridanum, 1839 nucleotides. Its product is annotated as gamma-aminobutyric acid receptor subunit alpha-6. Gene Ontology annotation, biological process: monoatomic ion transmembrane transport. Gene Ontology annotation, molecular function: GABA-A receptor activity; extracellular ligand-gated monoatomic ion channel activity. The record is from RefSeq and is a predicted model, not a curated record. Lineage: Eukaryota; Metazoa; Arthropoda; Insecta; Hymenoptera; Encyrtidae. Gene Ontology annotation, cellular component: membrane.